CUCACGGCCGCCAUGAUUCUUGUUUGCUUUCAGUGAGAAACAGCGGAUACAAAGUGGAGCAGAAACAAAGGAAACGCGCAGUCGGCUUCGUGAACUGGUAUGGUCUUACAGUAUUACAGGGAUGCCCAAGGAAAAAUAUGAUCCGCCAGAUCCAAGGCGGAUGUACACUAUAAUGUCAAGUGAGGAGGCAGCUAGUGGGAAGAAGUCAUACUGGGCCGAACUGGAGAUCAGUGGCAAAGUGAGGAGCCUGAGCACAGCAUUGUGGUCUCUUACCCAUCUGACUGCUUUGCACAUCAGCGACAACUCUCUCUCGCGUAUCCCUCCAGACAUUGCCAAACUACAAAACCUGGUGUACUUGGAUCUCUCGUCCAAUAAGAUCAGGAGCUUGCCCGCCGAGCUAGGCAACAUGGUAUCUCUCAGGGAACUGCUUUUAAAUAACAACCAGUUGCGAGUCCUGCCUUUUGAGCUUGGAAAAUUGUUUCAGUUACAAACCUUGGGGUUAAAAGGAAACCCACUUGCACAAGACAUCAUGAACCUCUACCUGGAACCCGAUGGGACACGCCGGCUCCUGAACUACCUGCUGGACAAUCUUGCAGGCACCAAACGCGUCUCCUCAGAACAGACCCCUCCUCGCUCAUGGGUACAUCUUAAGGAACCUGACAGGACACGACCAACAGCAUUGUUCUCUGUGAUGUGCUACAACGUAUUGUGUGAUAAGUACGCCACACGUCAGCUCUAUGGUUACUGCCCUUCCUGGGCUCUCAACUGGGAGUACAGGAAAAAGUCCAUCAUGCAGGAGAUCCUCAGUUGCAGUGCAGAUAUCAUCAGCCUACAGGAAGUGGAGACGGAGCAGUACUACAACUUUUUCCUGGUGGAGCUAAAGGAGCACGGAUACGAGGGUUUCUUCAGCCCCAAGUCUCGUGCCAGGACCAUGUCGGAGUCUGACCGCAAACACGUGGACGGUUGUGCCAUCUUCUAUAAGACCGACAAGUUCAGCCUUGUGCAGAAACACACAGUGGAGUUUAACCAGCUGGCCAUGGCUAACUCAGAGGGCUCAGAGGUCAUGUUGAACAGGGUGAUGACCAAGGACAACAUUGGUGUCGCUGUGCUCCUGGAGCUGCGCAAAGAGAUGAUUGAGCAAUCUGCAGGGAAGCACUUGCCUAGUAUGGAGAAGCAGCUACUGUUGAUGGCUAACGCUCACAUGCACUGGGACCCGGAGUACUCGGACGUAAAGCUCGUCCAGACCAUGAUGUUCCUGUCAGAAGUGAAGAACAUUGUGGACAAGGCCACGCGCAGCCUCAAGCUCUCUUCUGUGUCUGGGGAGACCAACGCCAUCCCUCUUGUCUUGUGUGCUGACCUCAACUCACUGCCUGACUCGGGUGUGGUGGAGUACCUGAGCACAGGUGGUGUGGACGGCACCCAUAAAGACUUCAAGGAGCUACGCUACAUCGACUGCCUGACCAACUUUAACUGUAACGGCAAGAACGGCACAUCCAGCAGCAGGAUCACACACGGCUUCAAGCUAAAGAGUGCCUACGAGAACGGCCUGAUGCCUUAUACCAACUACACCUUCGACUUCAAGGGUGUGAUUGACUACAUCUUUUACUCUCAGCCUCUGCUAAACGUGUUGGGUGUGCUCGGCCCACUGGACCCCCAUUGGCUCCACGAGAACAAUGUCACUGGCUGCCCACACCCCAACAUCCCCUCCGACCACUUCUCCCUGUUUGCACAACUUGAGCUGCUCCUGCCCUUCUCGUCUUUGGUCAACGGUCUCCACGUGCCUGGCUGCAGGUAGUUCUCAGAGCUCCUUCGGCGGCUCCCGGCCCUGCCUCGCACCUGACCCUCUACAGGGAGAGAGCUAGAGGCGAUGGAAAGAGGCAAAGCCUGUUGUGUACAAAUCUCAGUCCAGUAAGGAGGAGUUGGGGUAUGGCUAAACUUUUAUUACUGAUGGAUUUUAACUGACGCAGACGUUUGUCAGUCUUAUCUGUACCAUCCCUUUUGUUUUUGUUUUUUGUUUUGUUUUUUUUGUUAUCUGGUUCUCUAUUUCUGGGCACAAGUUAAAUAUCUACUUUUUCACACUGUAUCCCAAACCCAUAUGGUUCUGAUUAUACCUUGUAUAUUUUACCUAAAGACAAUGAUCAAUGCUUAUAUAUAAAUACAUAUACAUAUAUAUAAAUAUGGCAAUACCUUUUCCAGAUACAGGCAGGGAGUCCAGACCAAGCAGGUUCAUCAGAUUUUCUAUUUUGGUCCAUGCCAAUUUUUUGUCUGAGGCCAGUUCUGAGUGAGCAGCUAAAUUUAAUAGGAAUCGUUGAUCACACCACACCAGCUUUAGUGCAACGAUCAUUUAGUCCAUUCUACCGUAAAUGCCCUUUUUUUUUUCUCCUUUUCUUUCUUUUUUUUUUUUAUUUUUAAAGCUAAAGGGCUUUUUAAAUGUGUGCAGAGAACGAGAGCAAGUCACUCUCUCGCUUAUGCAUUCACCAUGGUGCUGAGGCAUCUCCUAGUGCAGCAGUGUGAACUGUGUAUUUAAUUCCUCAGCCUCAGAGACUCCACAGGCCACCGGACUGCGUCCAUCUUGGUGCAUUCAGUUUAAUGUCGAGCUGCACAAAGUCAGCCAUGCCCACUGUUUUUUUUUUUGUUUUUGUUUUUUUUUAAUCCUAUUUAAAGCGAGGAAUUUCGAAGCCCUAGGCCUUGACGUGUACGACAGCAUCCGAGAGAUUAGCAGGAGAAAGGAGACACACUGUGUUUUGGCAUGUAUAAGAUGAAUUUGGGAUGCACUCAUUAACGAAGCAGCUUAGCCUACCAACACUCACUCACUCUGAUUAAUGCGUUGCUUUACCUAAAAACUGACC
This is a messenger RNA of Tachysurus vachellii, 2849 nucleotides long. It is a transcript of the gene cnot6a, whose product is annotated as CCR4-NOT transcription complex, subunit 6a. Lineage: Eukaryota; Metazoa; Chordata; Actinopteri; Siluriformes; Bagridae. Gene Ontology annotation, cellular component: CCR4-NOT complex; cytoplasm; nucleus. The record is from RefSeq and is a predicted model, not a curated record. Gene Ontology annotation, molecular function: protein binding; poly(A)-specific ribonuclease activity. The transcript is spliced from 12 exons. The coding region runs from base 122 to 1795 and encodes 557 amino acids. Gene Ontology annotation, biological process: nuclear-transcribed mRNA poly(A) tail shortening.